Molecule: messenger RNA, 435 nt
Organism: Lathyrus oleraceus (garden pea)
Lineage: Eukaryota; Viridiplantae; Streptophyta; Magnoliopsida; Fabales; Fabaceae
Exons: 2
Coding region: 1-435 (144 amino acids)
Source: RefSeq, a predicted model, not a curated record
AUGUUCAAAAAGCUUGAAAUAAAUAUUCCAUUUUCUGAGGCGCUAGAACAAAUGCCAAUAUAUGCCAAGUUCAUGAAAGACAACAUCUCCAAAAAGCACCCCAUUGAUAUAGACCUGCUCAUCCUGACUGAAACAUGUAGUGCCAUUCUUCAAGGUAUGAAAAUCCCAGUGAAAAAGAAAGAUAUGGGAUCAGUUACUAUUCCUUGCAUUAUUGGUGAUAGAAAAUUCAAGAAGGCUUUGAUUGACUUGGGAGCAAGUGUGAGUUUGAUGCCACUAUCCAUCUAUAAGAAAUUAGGCCUUGGUACUAUUCAAGAUACUCAGAUGACGCUUCAGUUUGUCGAUCGCUCUGUUAGGCGACCGUAUGGAAUAGUGGAAGACGUUCUGGUCCAAAAUGCCCCCGAGGAAGAUUUUGACAAGAAAGCAACAACUAGCUGA